UUUGAAGACUCUAGAAGGAGAUCUGGCUGCAGAGCAGUUCUUGGCCAGGCUGACUGAGAGGUUCGUGCUGGGCGUGGACCUGUUUCUGGAAACACUGUGGAAACUGUGGAUGGAGCUCUUGGAUGUCCUUGGACUGGAUGUCUCCGCCAUCUCCCAGUAUUUCAGCCCCGCCUCGGUGGCCAGCAGCCCGGCCCGCGCGCUCAUGCUGGUGGCAGUCGUCACGCUGGCCUACUGGUUCCUGUCCCUGACCUUGGGCUUCACCUUCGGCAUCCUGCACGUGGUCUUCGGCCGCUUCUUCUGGGUCGCGCGGGUCGUCCUGUUCUCCAUGUCCUGCGUGUACAUCCUGCACAAGUACGAGGGGGAGCCGGAGGCCGCGGCCCUGCCCCUGUGCUUCGUGGUGGCCGUCUACUUCAUGACCGGGCCCGUGGGCUCCUGCUGGCGGGGCGGCUCGGGCGGCCCCAGCGUGGACGAGAAGCUGGACCGCCUGGAGAACCAGGUCCGGCAGCUCAACGUCCGCCUGGGCCGCGUGCUGGAGAGCCUCGACCACGCCAACGGCAAGUGACAACCAGCCGGCCGGCCGGGGCCCGGGGCGCCAGCUCCCCCUCUCAGGAAGCAGAAGCGGCGGCGAAGGAAGCGGGGGGCGCACCCCAAGCAGUCGUAAUAAACGCUCCCUGCCUCGGUGAGGGUGUCUCGGCCCCGUGCUGACUCGUAGGGCUCGGCCCCGGAGGGAGGGACCAGCUCA
Molecule: messenger RNA, 742 nt
Organism: Miniopterus natalensis
Lineage: Eukaryota; Metazoa; Chordata; Mammalia; Chiroptera; Miniopteridae
Source: RefSeq, a predicted model, not a curated record